Messenger RNA from Malaya genurostris, 6186 nucleotides. It is a transcript of the gene ATP8B, whose product is annotated as phospholipid-transporting ATPase ID. Gene Ontology annotation, molecular function: ATPase-coupled intramembrane lipid carrier activity; ATP binding; ATP hydrolysis activity. Lineage: Eukaryota; Metazoa; Arthropoda; Insecta; Diptera; Culicidae. The coding region runs from base 1469 to 5953 and encodes 1494 amino acids. The record is from RefSeq and is a predicted model, not a curated record. Gene Ontology annotation, biological process: Golgi organization; phospholipid translocation. The transcript has 23 exons. Gene Ontology annotation, cellular component: plasma membrane.
GUCAGUUCGCCGCUGAAUGCCGAUCGACGUGGACCGUCGCGCGAACGCAGUCGUCACCGCCGUUCAAUCGAAUUCACAUUCGUUUUUCUCGCUUCUUGCCUAACAAAUCGUUUCACCCUUCUGUUUCACGUUACGAAAUCAUCAAAUCGGGAAAAGUGACACCAUGUUUUUCCGUGUCUAAUCAGCCUGUUUCGAUCUCCUGCUUCGGUGACAUCGCUGAUUGUUUCUGUCGCCUACCGCCAAGGCGGAAGAUAGGAGCAACCUGGAAACUGAAAACCUUCAAGCGCGAAAUGAUUAUACGUUGCCUUGGCGUAAACAAAUACCGGAAAACUGUGUUACUGGAGUAAAAGAGUUCAAGUGCGUGCGGAAUAGCCGAAAAACCCCGGGUUGGGAAAACUAAAGCAAAACAAGUUGGAAAAGAAACAACUAGUAAGUGAGACAGUAGUGCAGCAAGAAAUAGGUAACCAUUGCAAACCAUCGUAAAUGUAGUUUGAACCACUUUUGCCACCCGGCGGAUCAGCUCAGGCAGUCGCGGCAAGUCGGGCAGGUCCCGCUACCAUCACAUCACUGCUACGAGAUUGGAUUCGCAUUUGUCAACGGGCACUUCUAAUGGAAGGGUGCCUGGUACCACGGUCCGUUCCACCAUUCGAGCACUGGCUGUGGGUCCCACCGAUCAAAUCGAGGCCACCACCGAACAACGACCGACGGAGUACCGGGAGUUGAGCUGUAAGCGACGUUUGAACCCACCAACCAUCAAACCAUUCCAGUGCGCGUCGUCACGUGAAGUGAACCGAAAUUCGCGGAAACGCGGCAUACGAAAUUAGUGAAGUGACAAGUAGUGAAGUGUGUGGAAUAUGAAGCGGAAAAAAAGUUCCGUGUAGCCAAAGUGCGUUGUGUUCUAACGCAGUGUGCGUUUGAUCUGUGAAUUUCAUUUCAAAAUCGUUCGUUGGAAAAGCGGCAUCCCAGUAACCAUAGAGAUUGAAAAAGGUGAAAAAGUGUAUGUCACGGAAGGAUUCGCAUGAUAAAACCCUGUUAAGCUGAUAGUUUUCAUGCUUUUCCUUUAAACUGUGAAAGUGCCAUUGUGGUGCAGUGAAUCAGCUUUACUAAAGUUCUACCGUAACGAAUUGUACACUUCCAAAGUGUCUUUGCAAGUGCCCUUACUUCAGCAUAGCGAAGAAAUGUUGUUAAAUAAUAAUAUUUUGAAUAGCAGUGUUUUUAUAUCAAAUACACUAUGUAAAAGCUAGUGUUCCCUCUCUAGAAGGUUUAACAAAAUUGGGGCCAAAUUGUAAAUUUACCGUUAGGAAUUAAGUGAUAACGUCAUCCAACGAUAUACCAAAUACCACAUCCAGCUACCAUAACAUAGAUACCAAAGGAUUCACUAACAGCUGAUGGGAUUCUAACCGGUGCUGUUCGAGCAAAGCAACAACAAAGACCCAAAAAAAAACCUACAAGCCUUGCCUCCCGGAAUAUGACCACUAUGGGCAAGAACAGUCAUACUGCUAGAAAGCCACAAAAUGAACGUAGAAUACGAGCCAACGAUAGAGAAUAUAACACACAGUUUAAAUAUGCGAACAACUACAUCAAAACGUCCAAGUAUAGCAUUUUAACAUUUCUGCCUUUGAACCUGCUGGAACAGUUCCAACGUCUUGCCAAUUUCUAUUUUUUAUGCCUACUGAUCCUGCAAUUGAUACCGGCAAUUUCAUCGUUGACACCGGUCACCACGGCGAUUCCCCUGAUCGGGGUGCUGAUGCUGACGGCCAUCAAGGAUGCAUACGAUGAUUUUCAACGGCACAUGUCGGACUCACAGGUUAACAAUCGCCGGUCUAAAACGCUCCGCCACGGUAAGCUCGUGGACGAGAAGUGGUCCGGCGUGCAGGUCGGCGACAUCAUCCGCAUGGACAACGACCAGUUUGUCGCGGCGGACAUUCUUCUGCUGUCCUCGAGUGAACCGAAUGGGCUGUGCUUCAUUGAAACGGCCGAACUGGACGGGGAGACGAAUCUCAAGUGCAAGCAAUGCCUCGUAGAAACGGCCGUCAUGGGUAACCAGGAGGAUCUGCUGUGGAAGUUCAACGGGGAGAUCGUGUGCGAGCCACCGAACAAUCUGCUGAACAAGUUCGAAGGCACCCUGACCUGGAAGAAUCAACGGUACCCGCUGGACAACGAGAAGAUCCUGCUGAGGGGUUGCAUCAUCCGAAACACCCAGUGGUGCUACGGUGUGGUUAUCUUCGCUGGCAAGGAUACCAAGCUGAUGCAGAACUCGGGGAAAACCAAGUUCAAGCGGACUACCAUUGAUAGACUAUUGAAUUUUAUUAUUAUAGGGAUAGUAUUUUUUCUGUUAUCCAUUUGCGGAUUCUGUACGAUAGCGUCCGCCAUUUGGGAAGCGCUAGUAGGUUACAAAUUUCAAAUUUAUCUGCCAUGGGAACACAUUAUUCCAAAGGAUUACCUUCAAGGUGCAACUAUAAUCGGAUGUCUAGUCUUUUUUUCAUACGCAAUCGUACUGAAUACAGUGGUGCCAAUUUCUUUAUACGUGUCAGUAGAGGUGAUACGUUUCGCGCAAUCGUUUCUGAUCAACUGGGACGAACAGAUGUACUACGAAAAGUCGAAAACGCACGCCAAAGCGCGUACGACUACCCUUAACGAGGAGCUGGGUCAGAUACAGUACAUUUUCUCGGAUAAAACGGGAACACUGACGCAGAACAUUAUGACGUUCAACAAGUGCAGCAUAGCGGGACGGGCCUACGGGGAUGUGAUCGAUCUAAGAACCAGCGAGACUGUCGAAGUGUCCGAGCCUCCAUGCAACAGCAGUAGAACGCUUUUACUAAACACUGAAGAGUCAUCAGGUCGCAGCACACCUCAGCCAAGCUCAACCCUAACCGUGAACACCAAUACGGUUUCUUCCACUGGUAGUACAGCAACGCUCAAAGCCACCACCAACUACGACUACCAUCAACUCCCAAUGCAGCAACCAAAACAACAACAUCAACAAAAACAACUACAACAACAACAAUAUACUGCGAUUAGUCCCAAUACUCACGCAACAACACCUAGAAAGCUUCACUCGUCACUUCACGUUACGUUCAGUCAGCACAAUAAUAGCCACGAAACUAGAACAACUCCCACCCAACUUCAACAAACACCCGACGACACCGGUCAGGGUACUAAAACCCAUCCACGAAUAUCGAUACAUAACACCGCCAUUAACACUACCUAUUCCAACCAGAAGAAUACUACCGCAAACCUAGAAAAAACUACAAUGGAUUCAACAAUCACAUCCAUCUCUACGACCACUGAGCCGCUGAGUGGGAGUAACAACAAUGAGCAGGGAGUGCAUAUCACCGAACAAGUGGACUUCAGUUUCAACGCAGAGUACGAACCGGACUUUCGGUGGUUUGACCAGAGUCUACUGGAUGCGGUUCGAGCGGAUGAAGAAAAUGCCCACAGUUUUUUUCGGUUGCUCGCCCUAUGCCACACGGUGAUGCCGGAGGAAAAGAACGGAAGGUUAGAAUAUCAAGCACAAAGUCCUGACGAAGCGGCACUCGUUUCGGCGGCCAGAAAUUUCGGAUUCGUGUUUCGAUCCAGAGCACCUAAUAGUAUAACAAUUGAAGUGAUGGGACGAACGGAGGAAUAUGAACUGUUGAGUAUUUUAGAUUUUAAUAAUGUUAGGAAGCGAAUGUCGGUGAUAUUACGGCGGAAUGAUACCAUAAUAUUGUACUGCAAAGGGGCCGACAGUGUGAUAUAUGAUAGGUUAGGUAACAAUCAGCAGGACCUGAAAACGAGAACACAGGAGCAUUUAAAUAAAUUCGCCGGCGAAGGUCUCCGUACCUUGGUGCUAGCUGAACGACGACUGACCAAAGAGUUCUUCGAUUCCUGGCUCCUACGACAAAGAGAAGCUGCCUUAUCACUAGACGGUAGAGAAGAUAAGUUAGGUGCAAUCUACGACGAAAUUGAGUGUGACAUGCAACUGAUCGGUGUGACGGCGAUCGAGGACAAGCUGCAGGACGGCGUGCCGCAGACGAUCGCGAAUCUGCAGAUGGCCGGCAUCAAGAUUUGGGUUUUGACAGGAGAUAAACAGGAAACGGCUAUCAACAUCGGUUACUCCUGUCAGCUACUCACGGAUGAUAUGGUUGACGUAUUCAUAAUCGAUGGACUCACAAGAUCGGAAGUUGAACAGCAGCUACGCAAGUACAUGGAAACGUUACGCAUUGUAAACACCUACCAACCAACGACUUUACCGAAGCCAUCCUUCAACCAGUCUAGCGAACUGACGGGUAUGACGGCCAACGGUGGCAAUACCCGUAGCUCCGGUCCAAUAAUCGAAAUCCAGAAUUCAUCGCCUCCGUCGGUAUCGGUGGUGACUUUUAGGUGGGAUAAUAGACAUAGAUAUACGAGUAUAGGAGGAAGCGAGGAGGCGUCGGACAGUGUAAAUGCUAGCAACUAUUCGGACACAGUAACGAAACCCGACUCAUCACUAACCGACCAGGACGAAGGUGCGGGGGUGGCACUGGUCAUUAACGGUCACUCGCUCGAGCACUGUCUGACCAGCGAGCUGGAAACCAAGUUCCUAGAGAUCGCGUCGCACUGUCGGGCGGUCAUCUGCUGUCGCGUUACGCCACUGCAGAAAGCGAUGGUGGUCGAGUUGAUCAAGAGGACCAAAGACGCAGUGACACUGGCCAUCGGUGACGGUGCCAAUGAUGUUUCGAUGAUAAAAGCGGCUCACAUCGGCGUCGGUAUUUCCGGCCAGGAAGGAAUGCAAGCGGUGCUGGCCAGCGACUACUCGAUAGCCCAGUUCAAGUUCCUCGAACGGCUACUGCUGGUGCAUGGGCGCUGGUCCUAUUAUCGAAUGUGUAAAUUUCUGCGCUAUUUUUUCUACAAAAACUUUGCAUUCACGUUGUGCCAUUUUUGGUAUGCAUUUUUCUGCGGUUUUAGUGCUCAGACCGUGUUUGAUCCAAUGUUCAUAUCCGUGUAUAACCUGUUUUACACCGCAUUGCCAGUGCUAGCGUUGGGAAUCGUCGAGCAGGACGUUUCAGACAAGAAUAGUGUAGAGUAUCCCAAGCUGUACACACCCGGAAUCACCAAUGCCUUAUUCAACACGACCGAGUUCAUCCGAAGUGUGCUUCAUGGAAUUUUUAGCUCACUGAUACUGUUCCUUAUACCUUAUGGUACCUACAAAGAUGGAAUCUCCCCCGAUGGUUACGUACUUAACGAUCAUAUGCUGCUGGGGUCGGUGGUAGCAACCAUCCUAAUUCUGGACAAUACUGCCCAAAUUGCCUUGGACACAUCCUAUUGGACCGUGGUUAACCACGUUAUGAUCUGGGGAAGUUUGCUGUGGUACUUUUUCUUAGAUUACUUCUAUAACUACGUGAUCGGUGGUCCAUAUGUUGGUUCGUUAACGCAAGCCAUGAAGGAAGCUACGUUUUGGUUCACCACCGUCUUGACCGUCAUCGUGCUGAUGGUACCGGUUUUGGCCUCGAGGUUCUACUUUGUCGAUGUGUUCCCUAGCUUGUCGGAUAAGAUUCGCGUCAAACAACGACUGGCGCAACUCCGAUCGAGACAAAGUAAUGACGUCCUGCGGACUCCAUCGGCUCGGCGUGCCAGAAGAUCACUCCGAUCCGGUUAUGCGUUUGCCCAUCAGGAAGGUUUCGGUCGCCUCAUCACCUCCGGAAAGAUCAUGCGAAAACUUCCCCAGGACUUUGCCUUCCCACUGGGUUUGGGCAGUAAGAAGCAACAGCAACAAUCGAACGCGGUCACGGAUGGGGUAACGACCGGCAAAACCAACAAUGUGACCAACGCCGCCAAUGCCAAUAAUACUAGUAACAAUAACAACUCGAACAAUAUUGCUAUCGGUAGCAGUAUUACGACCAACGGCAACCAGAUCACAAUGUUACCCGGAAGCUCGAAUGGCGAUUACAGCCCGCGAGCACCCUGCCAAGAUCUGGACACUAUCAAUCUGUAGUAGGAUCCGCCGUUAGCUUAGUGGAUGCUUGUGAGUGAAUGUGCGAAUUGGUUGCCUGUGUACGAACAUGUAUUUCUGUUUUCUAGUGAAUACAAGAACAAAAGUUACCUGUUUCAGUUAAGCUGAUCUUAAUUAGUUGUAAUUAAAUGAAGCGGAUUUAGUUCCUGAGUUGAAUCAAUUUCGGGAAAAACAACAAAGUUUGGUGCAUCGUGAUUAAUAUAAUUUUACUGAUA